CAUCUUACUGCGCAUCUAUUUGUAAGAAAAUAAGGAGCAAUUUUUACAGCAAAUAGGCGAAUAUUUCAUCCAGUUUUCUAUUGUGCAUGGAAUAUUCCAGCAUUUAGGACGAUAGCCAACUGUCGAAAAUAUCCCCGCAACGAAGAAAGUCCAUUAGAAAUUUUUGGUUUGACGCAUAACUCAAGAAUUUAGCUUUGAAUGAAGCUGAUAUCCUGACGUACAGAACAGUGUCAGACUCUGCCUCGUUCUCAACAAUACGCCAGAUAAUAUGCGAUAGUAAAUGAUAUCAUAGAAAAAAUGUGGAAUAUUUGGGAAGACAGUGAAAAAUUAAUGGAUGUACCAGAACACGGGGAUAUAAUUUAUAAUAUUAUGGUCUAAUAUAUUAUUAAAAUUGUGCCGAACGGUUGUCAAUGAUGAUUUUUGGAUGUCAUGCAAAGUGUUUAUGAUAUAACUGUUUUCUUUUCAUGGCAUGUGGUUAGAACAUGACCAGUCAAUGUUGUCAUCUAAUAUUACUACUAUAAUAAUAUAGAAAGAUAAAAUAGUAUAAUCAUGUGAUCCAGUUAUGAUUAAUUAUCUUAAAUUACAAUCAACCAUGUGACUUUGUUUUACUAUAGAUCUUAGAUACAAAUAGUUAAACUCUACAACCAUAACAAAUCAUAGUAACUUGAGCUUCACAGAUAGUUCAUUGACUCUUGUUAUUAUUGUGUUAUUUAUUAUAGCAAGUCACAUUAUAAUAUCCUUCAGAAGACCGCAGUGUGGUCAGCAGUGACAGGUUCCAAGCUACACUGACAUCCCUAAAUCAGGAAACUUGUCAGUUGAUGAUAUCCUGAUAUAUUAUUAAUAUUAAUACUUUCACAGACUAGACUGUUACAGCUAUGUGUGAAAUACUAUACAUGGCAUACUUUCAUUAAUCACUGAAAAGGUCAAAAAUAUUAUUCAACAGUUUUAUGAACUGGAUAGAGGUGGUUGGAUUUUGAUCAUUUUGCAAUCUCUGAAUCGAAUAUCAUAUUUCAACUUCUAUGGGCGAUUCCUCAAAUUUAAUUGCAAUGAGACAUCAUAUUUAAGUUAAAUAAACCGAACACGACACCAUCCAUAUCGACAAUUGUUAAUUUUUCGUGAGGUGAAUUGACAACAGACUCAUUUGUUUUCUGUUUUGAGGAUAUAAUUUAUAAAUUAAAAAAGGUGUCCGAUUAUUAUUACAGUGACAGACUACUUGUAUAAUUGAGAUAAAACUUUUCAUGUAUACGGUACAUAAAUAAAUAUUACGGAAAAAUGUCGCGAAAACCGAAACCACGAGAGAAUUCAGCUGCUGCUGAGCGAUUGGCUGAUUACACAGGAAAGAGCGUUGUUUCUAUUGGCAACUCUACGUCUGGUGCAUAUGCCUCUGGAUCAGAAUCUCCAGAUCAGGAUACAAUUCGUCAUGGAGCUGCAUCGACGUAUGGACUAAAACCAGAGGAUGAUUUACCUAACCUUGAAACUUUAGGAUUUAAAGAUAAGGACAGGCCCAAGAAGGCAAGUCAAGGAUCAAUACAGGUGGAUCCAGCUAAUUCUAAAAAACAAGUAACGGUAGUAACUCAAGCUGGACAUAAAGCUAAACAAACAGUACCAGGUCGACAGUCUGUUAAAGCUGAUCUGGAUGUGACUAAAGAGUUUAAGAAAUGUAAGGAAGAAGGAGCCCCUCGAUUAGAUCUCAGUAAAUCUCAGAUUUCUUCGCUCAAUAGCUCAGUUAGAGAGUUACACCAGUUAGUAGAGUUUUAUUUAUAUGGCAACCGGUUAACGUCUCUUCCCGUGGAAAUCGGACAUCUGAAGAAUUUACAGACUUUGGCGUUAAGUGAAAACUCCAUCACAAGUUUACCAGAAACGUUAAAAAAUCUUACACAGUUACGGGUUCUAGAUCUCCGCCACAAUAAAUUACAAGAGAUACCACCAGUAGUUUAUCAGUUGACGUCGUUAACAACUUUAUUUCUACGCUUCAAUAGAAUACGACAAGUAGAGGAAGAAAUCAGUAAUUUAACUAAAUUAACCAAAUUUAGUUUACGUGAGAAUAAGAUCAAGGAAUUACCGACAGGAAUCGGCAAAUUAAUUAACCUCUUGACAUUUGAUGUAUCCCAUAAUCACCUUGAACACCUACCAGAUGAAAUAGGAAAUUGUGUGAAUUUAAAUUCUUUAGAUCUACAGCAUAAUGAGUUGUUAGAUAUCCCAGAAUCCAUUGGUAAUCUACGACAAAUAACUCGACUUGGUUUAAGGUAUAAUCGUGUUAGCAGUAUACCCAAAUCACUGGCUAAUUGUGUUAACAUGGAUGAAUUUAACGUGGAGUCAAAUAACAUAUCUCAAUUACCCGAAGGGUUAUUGUCAAGUCUGGUAAAUUUGACGAGUAUAACUUUAUCGCGGAAUGCGUUCCAAUCUUAUCCUUCUGGUGGUCCCUCACAGUUCUGUUCUGUUUACGCUAUAAAUAUAGAACACAAUCAAGUGAAUCACAUACCGUUUGGUAUUUUUAUGCGAGCACACUGUUUAACUAAACUCAACAUGAAAGAUAACCAGCUUACAUCACUUCCUUUAGAUUUAGGAACGUGGACGAAUAUGGUGGAGUUAAACCUAGGAACCAAUCAACUAACAGUAAUACCAGAUGAUAUCGAAAAACUGGAGAAAUUAGAAGUUUUAAUUUUGAGUAAUAAUAAUCUGAAACGAUUACCAGCUAGUAUUGGUAAUUUAAAGAAUUUAAGAACAUUAGAUUUAGAAGAGAAUAGAUUGGAAACUUUACCACCAGAAAUAGGUCAGUUACUUGAAUUACAGAAAUUGGUUGUACAGUCCAAUCAAUUAACGUGUUUACCAAGAAAUUUAGGGUUCUUAAAAAAUCUCCAGUAUUUAGGUGCUGGUGAAAAUAAUUUGACGUCCCUUCCGUCAGAAGUGGGUAAUUUAGAAAGUUUGGAGAAUUUAUAUAUAAAUGAUAACCCUGAGUUACACAGUUUACCGUAUGAGUUGGCGUAUUGUAGUAAUUUACAAAUUAUGAGCAUAGAAAAUUGUCCCUUAAGCCAGAUUCCCGCUGAAAUAGUUGCCAGAGGGCCAUCAUUAGUUAUUCAGUAUUUAAAGCUACAAGGCCCCUACUGUUAACACCGACUACCAGUAAUACAACACAAACAACUCACAGAGAAAACCAAACAUUAUUUCACGUUAUACACAUUAUAAACUGUAGGUCAAAGGGGGAUAACUGUGUUUAUCUGUUAUAAAGGGAUGGUAACUGGUGUACCAUCGUGUUAUAAUGUUUAUUUGUACAAACAUGUUUUAUUAUAUAUAUAUACAUACAGAUUACAGAUCUAUGAUAGAAGACUAUAUAUA
This is a messenger RNA of Patella vulgata (common limpet), 3336 nucleotides long. RefSeq names its product leucine-rich repeat protein SHOC-2. Gene Ontology annotation, molecular function: protein binding. NCBI's taxonomy places the organism in Eukaryota, Metazoa, Mollusca, Gastropoda, Patellidae. The transcript is spliced from 17 exons. The coding region runs from base 1273 to 3111 and encodes 612 amino acids. The record is from RefSeq and is a predicted model, not a curated record.